This is a messenger RNA of Galeopterus variegatus (Sunda flying lemur), 2500 nucleotides long. It is a transcript of the gene SLC25A24, whose product is annotated as solute carrier family 25 (mitochondrial carrier; phosphate carrier), member 24. Gene Ontology annotation, molecular function: ATP transmembrane transporter activity; calcium ion binding. Gene Ontology annotation, biological process: transmembrane transport. Gene Ontology annotation, cellular component: mitochondrial inner membrane. Bases 211 to 1644 code for a protein of 477 amino acids. The transcript has 10 exons. The record is from RefSeq and is a predicted model, not a curated record. Lineage: Eukaryota; Metazoa; Chordata; Mammalia; Dermoptera; Cynocephalidae.
CGGCCACUCCCUGCUCGCCGAGCGGGGCUCCGGUGGCGUCUGGGCUCUCGCGUCCUGCCCGCCGCGCCAAAGCCUCGCCCCAGACAACGCCCCCAAAGCUGAUCGGCCGCGGGCUUCCUCCAGCCAGGCCUCGCGCGGGUCCUGGGUGAGCCCCGGCAGCCCUCUCCUGCGUGACUUCCCUCGGCAGGGCGGCCCCGCGCCUCCGGGACCAUGCUGCGCUGGCUUCGGGGCUUCGUGCUGCCCACGGCGGCCUGCCAGAGCGCGGAACCGCCGACGCGCUACGAGACGCUCUUCCAGGCGCUGGACCGCAACGGGGACGGCGUGGUGGACAUCGGCGAGCUGCAGGAGGGGCUCCGGAGCCUGGGCAUCCCCCUGGGCCGGGACGCCGAGGAGAAAAUAUUUACUACCGGAGAUAUCAACAAGGAUGGGAAGCUGGAUUUUGAAGAAUUUAUGAAGUACCUUAAAGACCAUGAGUUAAAAAUGAAACUGGCAUUUAAGAGUUUGGACAGAAAUAAUGAUGGAAAAAUUGAGGCUUCAGAAAUUGUUCAGUCUCUCCAGACACUGGGUCUAACUAUUUCUGAACAACAAGCAGAGCUGAUUCUUCAAAGCAUUGAUGCUGAUGGGACAAUGACAGUGGACUGGAAUGAAUGGAGGGACUACUUCUUAUUUAAUCCUGUUACAGACAUUGAGGAAAUUAUCCGUUUCUGGAAACAUUCUACUGGAAUUGACAUAGGGGAUAGUUUAACCAUUCCGGAUGAAUUCACAGAAGAUGAAAAAAAGUCCGGGCAGUGGUGGAGGCAGCUUUUGGCAGGAGGUAUCGCUGGUGCGGUGUCUAGAACAAGCACGGCCCCUUUAGAUCGCCUGAAGAUCAUGAUGCAGGUUCAUGGUUCAAAAUCAGACAAAAUGAACAUAUUUGGUGGCUUUCGGCAGAUGGUGAAAGAAGGAGGCAUCCGUUCCCUUUGGAGAGGAAAUGGUACAAAUGUCAUUAAAAUUGCUCCUGAGACAGCUGUUAAGUUUUGGGCAUAUGAACAGUACAAGAAGUUGCUUACUGAGGAAGGACAAAAAGUAGGAACCACUGAGAGAUUUAUUUCUGGUUCCAUGGCUGGAGCAACUGCACAGACUUUUAUUUAUCCCAUGGAGGUUAUGAAAACCAGGCUAGCUGUGGGCAAAACUGGACAAUACUCUGGAAUAUAUGAUUGUGCAAAAAAGAUAUUGAAGCAUGAAGGCUUGGGAGCUUUUUAUAAAGGUUAUAUUCCCAAUUUAUUAGGCAUCAUACCUUAUGCAGGCAUAGAUCUUGCUGUGUAUGAGCUCUUGAAAUCCCAUUGGCUAGAUAAUUUUGCAAAGGACUCUGUAAACCCCGGAGUCAUGGUGUUGCUGGGAUGCGGUGCCUUAUCCAGCACCUGUGGCCAGCUGGCCAGUUACCCCUUGGCUUUGAUAAGAACUCGCAUGCAGGCUCAAGCUAUGGUGGAAGGAGCCCCACCGCUGAACAUGGGGGGCCUCUUUCGACGAAUAAUUUCCAAAGAAGGAAUAACAGGACUUUACAGAGGCAUCACCCCAAACUUCAUGAAGGUGCUCCCUGCUGUAGGCAUCAGUUACGUGGUUUAUGAAAAUAUGAAGCAAACUUUAGGAGUAACCCAGAAAUGACAUUUUGAACUUUUUGCUCUAGCGUGAUUAUUGAAAUUUUCAACAAUCUCUGGAAUGUCUUUUUUUCCUAGAAAUGCAACAAACCUAUGGCAAAAGCAGCUGUUAUUUUUAUUUCUAUUUUUUUUCACAAAAAGGGAAGAGCAUAUCAAUGAUCACUUCUAACAUUUGGGCUCAAUUUUGUAUACCCAGAAAUGUUAAAAAUCAUAAGUUUUGAAAAUCGUAUGUUAUCUUUUAUUAGUCCUUCUGCAAAUAGAAUCCUAAAUCUAAAAAAAUGUACUUAAAUUUUUAAAAUUUGAACUGAAUUUGUUUUGUGUGGUAGAAUUACAAAUCAUUAAUCUUUAUUUGGUUGGUUCAGGUUUAUGCCAGUUUCUUUAUACUUAAAUGUCUUUUUUCAAAAAAACAAAAUUAUCAGUAAACCUUGAGACUUAAAUUGUUUUAUAUAUUUUGAAUGUCUAUAGAUUUCUUAAAAUUUCCUUGUAGAACCACUUGUAGAAAAUCAUUGCAUUUAAUAUGUACCUUACAACAGCCAAAUAAGCAUAGGGUUUAUAUGCUUGUUUUUCUUUAAGCUGAAUAGGAAUGAAGGUAAAUGGUAGAAUUUGUAAGGAGGAGAGAUGAAAUAAUAUUUAUUUUGGUGAGUAAUUUUAUAUUUUACUAGCACUGUUAUUUGGUUCCUGAAAUAUUACUGUUAAGUUAUCAGCACAAGACAACUUAUUUGAAAGAUUCUGUGGAUUCUGUCAUUGCUUUGAAAAGCAGCAGGAAACAAAACCCUUUUACUUAUAUUAGCUUCUGAAGAGCAUCUCUCUUUUCUUUGUUUCCUACUUUUUGAGUCAGGUUCUGUUUUUUUUUUUUUUUUUUU